Messenger RNA from Saccoglossus kowalevskii, 1521 nucleotides. Its product is annotated as beta-1,3-galactosyl-O-glycosyl-glycoprotein beta-1,6-N-acetylglucosaminyltransferase-like. The record is from RefSeq and is a predicted model, not a curated record. Gene Ontology annotation, cellular component: membrane. Gene Ontology annotation, molecular function: acetylglucosaminyltransferase activity. Lineage: Eukaryota; Metazoa; Hemichordata; Enteropneusta; Harrimaniidae.
AUGGCGUCUAAUGAUGAUUCGCUUGUGUCAGUUGUUUACCUGAAGCGGAAACUUCAUAAUACCCAUGAUGAAAGAGCUCCACCAACGAAGAUUACCAUGUUUCAAGAUUGUCUGUUGAGAAUUCCACAUGGAAAAUGUAUAAACCCUAAAGUAAUAUUACUUUUGUCAGUUAUUGCGCUAGGAAACAUCUUGUUAUGGAAGUACUUUAACCAUCCCACACUACAGAAAAUCAAGACGUACAGCGUGACUCAAGCAAAUGUCUACACGAAUUCUACAACGGAGCUUAUAAGCGAACCUAUUCAAAAUACGACCACCUUUCACCAAGAAUUUGGUGAUGAAAACCAAAGAAUUGUUGAAGCAGUACAAUGUAGCGAUCUUAUCAACGGAAAGCAUGUUGAUGGAAAAACGAUUUCAAUCAAAAACAAAAUCUUGAAGUCAAGAAUUGUACCUGACAGUGCAUUUUCAAAACUUGCCAACAACUGUACCGAGUUUGUCCGCGAACGAGGAUAUUUAAAUAAACCAAUCACGGGUGAAGAAAGGGAUUUCCCGUUGGCAUAUGGGAUAUACAUUUACAAAUCGGUUAACCAGGUGGAACAACUGUUGCGAACUAUUUACAGACCACAUAAUAUAUACUGCAUUCAUGUCGAUCGCAAAUCCCCGAAAAAUAUCAUCGAAGCUAUACAGAAUAUUGCCAAGUGUUUCGACAAUGUAUUCGUUCCACGUCGAGUUGCCAGGGUAACGUGGUGCUCGAUUGAAGUCGUGCGAGCUGAACUGUAUUGCCAGUCGGAAUUACUCUCCAGGAAUAAUCAAUGGAGGUAUUAUAUUAAUUUAAGCGGCCAGGAAUUCCCACUGAAAACAAAUUUAGAAUUGGUACAGAUACUCAAACAAUACGAUGGGAAGAACGAUGUGUUCAGCAAAUUGAAUCCAACUAUAGUCAGACAGCGAUAUCGAUAUGUUGUGGUUAAAAAUACGAUGAAAAACACCACGAUAAAACAUAACCCGGUAAUGCCACUGAAUUCUCCGAUUUACAAAGGAGAACUGCAUGUGGCGUUGACUAGAAAGUUCGUUGAAUUUAUCCACCAUACUGACAUUGGACGAGUCUGGUUCACCUGGCUCAAUGAUACUCUGUGUCCAGAUGAACAUUAUUAUCAAACCCUGAAUCGUUUGUCAAUUGCACCAGGUGGGGACUACCGCCUUAAUAGCUCCGUGGCCGCCAUUGCAGUGACUAGAUCUAAACUGUGGUCAAAUAAAAAGGCAUGUAAUGGCACAAUCGUACGAGAUAUAUGCGUAUUUGGGUGGAAGGCUCUUCCAAAACUCUCGAAGCGACCUGAACUAUUCGCCAACAAAUUUCACGAUAACUUUGACAGCUUAGUACUGAAUUGUCUCGAGGAAGUUAUUAAUAACCGAACAAACAACCCGGUUGAGCUAAAUUUAGAAUUUUACCGAAAUAUUUCUAUCGCGAAAUCAUGGAACGCAGUUUCAAACGCUGAUUGGCGGGGAAGGGGCAAUAAAGUGUUCUGA